AUGAAUCCCCUUCAAGCUCCAUCCGGUUGCAGCUCCAAUGAAGAAGCAGAUAAACAUGCUCAUGGUAUUGCCGUCGCGACAAAGGAUGUGGACACCGGUGCAGCACUCGUUGCAGGCAUGUCUGGUGAACUCGAUCCGGAUGAUGUAGCACGAGUUCGACGGAAAAUUGAUCUUGGCAUUUUACCGAUGAUGUGCACACUUUACUGGAUUCAGUUCAUGGAUAAGGCCACCUUGGGCAGUUCUGCAAUAUUGGGCAUACAGCUGGGAACUGUGUUCUACCUUAGCUAUCUAAUAUUCGAGUACCCACAGAAUCUUGCGCUCCAGCGUUUCCCUGUGGGUAGAUGGAUGAGUGUCAAUAUCUUUGUUUGGGGCAUCGCGUUGGCUUGCCACGCAGCCUGCACCAACUUCGCUGGCCUCUUCGUAGCGCGUUUCAUCCUGGGGAUGUGUGAGGGGUCCAUCACAGCUGGCUUCAUGAUUAUCAGCUCGAUGUUCUACACUCGUAACGAGCAAACAUCGCGGGUUGGGUACUGGUUUCUUAUGAAUGGGACAGCGCAGAUUAUAUCUGGUUUUAUCAGUUUUGGUUCUUUGCAUAUCACAACUCCAGGAUUUGCUCCGUGGCAAUGGCUCAUGAUCAUCACUGGCAUCUUGACCCUAAUAACUGCAGUCGUCUACUGGUUCUUUUUCCCUGACUCGCCCACCAAUGCGUGGUUUUUGACACCGGCAGAACGAGCAAUUGCAGUCCGGCGCUUGAAGGAAAACCAGACCGGCGUAGAAAACAAACAGUUCAAGAAGGAUCAGAUGAUGGAGGCUCUGAAGGAUCCGAAGACAUGGAUCUUUGCUCUCUUUUCCGCCCUCGACCAGAUACCGAACUCGCUCAGCAAUCAACGGCAAAUCAUUGUGACAUCACUUGGCUUCAGCGCUCUGAACACAACCUUAUUGAGCUGUGUUGACGGUUUCAUGGAAGUUGCAACGAUUUGGACUGGUGUUAUGAUUGUCUCCCGGAUACCAAACAGUCGUGCUUACGUCGGCGCGAUUUACUUUAUCCCGGCUUUGGUUGGGGUACUCAUGAUUGAGUUCCUGCCAUGGAGCAAUCAGAUCGCCUUGCUUUUUGCCAUUUGGCUUGUGGAUAUCGGGAUCACUGGAUUCGUCCUAUCUCUGGCCUGGUUGACUAGCGUUACUGCUGGGCACACAAAGAGAGUGACCACAAAUGCGAUCAUGCUGAGCGCCUAUUGCGUCGGUAAUGGCCUGGGCCCGUUCAUGUGGCAGGCGCAAUAUAAGCCACGCAACCGCGUACCUUGGAUUGUCAUCGGGAUUUGCUACCUCGUUUGCCCCUUACUUCUACUUACCAUCAGGUUCAUCUUAUCGCGAGAGAACAAGAAGCGGGACGCCGAGCCUGUCAGCAAUGACUACGAGGAGGUUUACAUCGAACAAGUCACUGCGGAUGGAAAACGGAUUGAAGUCAAGGUCGAGAAAGAAUUUCUAGACCUGACAGACAUACAAAACCGUGAUUUCCGAUACGUUCUGUAGCAAUAUUUCGUUUCGUUUGUGUGUUCCCCGAAGCAACAUGAUUAGCCACGCGUCUCAAUAUCUUUCUCGGCAGAUCACUGCAUGUCGAAGCGCCGCUGCACCGACAACCAUAAUGAGUGAAAACAGUACUUCAAUUAACUGAGUGGCUUUUCCGACGUAGUAUAAUUGCAGAGGUGAUACACACGG
Suillus clintonianus is the source of this 1713-nucleotide messenger RNA. Its product is annotated as MFS general substrate transporter. Gene Ontology annotation, biological process: transmembrane transport. The transcript has 15 exons. The coding region runs from base 1 to 1527 and encodes 508 amino acids. Lineage: Eukaryota; Fungi; Basidiomycota; Agaricomycetes; Boletales; Suillaceae. Gene Ontology annotation, cellular component: membrane. The record is from RefSeq and is a predicted model, not a curated record. Gene Ontology annotation, molecular function: transmembrane transporter activity.